UGGGGAAAAAAAAAAAAGAGUAGCGAAGCGAGCACGAGCGGCAAAGUUCUCGCGUGCGCUUUAUAUGCACUUUAGAAAGAGUUGUGCGCGUGCGCGGUCCAGCGACAAGAAGAAAACAACAAACAAACAAACAAACAAACAAACCCAGGUCGUCGGUCGGUCGGUCCAUGAAGGCGUCUGUAGGAGACAGGUAUGUCCCGGUACACCGGGAACUCGCUCUCGCAUUGAAGAAGCAGGUGCACUGAAUACGCGCUUCUGAUUAAUGAACUGGGUUUUGUGGCGCUGGUUUGAACAAACAAACAAACAAACAAACAAAAACAGUUUAAUUCUCGUUCACCGGCUGGAACAGUGAUGUAGGGCGCGCGCUCCGGCUCCAAUUGGUUUACGUGGAAAAACAGAAAGGAAGGAAGGAAGGAAGAAAGGAGACUCGGAUGUGCUGAAGGGAUUCGCUUCCAUUUACUUUGUUUUGCCGAAGGCAUUUAUUUGUUUAUUUAUUGAUUAUUGAUUGAUUUGUUUGUCCACCUGUUAAGUAAUGGAAGUCGCGAGCUCGAGCGCCGCACGCGCGUGCUGAGCCUCGAGCGCAUCCUGGAGGAGCAAACAGACAGCGCGGCGCGCGAGAGCAGGAGCUGCGCGUUUCCGCUGGAGAGCCGGAGCCGGGACCGCGCGUUUCCGCUGGAGAGCCGGAGCCGGGACCGCGCGUUUCCGCUGGAGAGCCGGAGCCGGGACCGCGCGUUUCCGCUGGAGAGCCGGAGCCGGGACUGUGCGUUUCCGCUGGAGAGCCGGGACCGCGCGUUUCCGAUGGCGAAGACGCUGAAGAAGAAGAAGCACUGGGCGAACAAAGUGCAGGAGAGCGCGGUGUCGUGGGGCGGCGGGGAGCUCAGCUCCGUGCUGGAGAUCUGCGGCGGCGCCGAGCGCGGAGAGUUUCCGUACAUCAGCCACGGCUUAGCGGCUGCUGCUUCCUCCGCGGGGGCGCUGCGGUGGCACGCGGGCCGAGCACCGAGUCCCGGAGACGUGCUGCUGGAGGUGAACGGCACGCCCGUCAGCGGCCUCACGCACCGCGACACACUCGCCGUCAUCCGCCACUUCCGGGAGCCCGUGCGCCUCAAGACCGUCAAACCGGGUAAGGUGUUAAACACGGAUCUGCGCCACUACCUCAGCCUGCAGUUCCAGAAAGGCUCCUUGGACCACAAGCUUCAGCAAGUGAUACGAGACAACCUGUACCUCCGAACCAUCCCCUGUACCACAAGACAGCCGCGGGAGGGGGAGGUUCCCGGCGUGGACUACAACUUCAUCAGUGUGGAGGAGUUCCGCGUCCUGGAGGAAAGCGGGCUGCUGCUGGAGAGCGGAACAUACGAUGGUAAUUAUUACGGCACCCCGAAACCUCCGGCCGAGCCCAGCCCUGUGCAGCCUGACCUGGUGGACCAGGUGCUGUUCGACGAGGAGUUUGAAACCGAGGUGCAGCGCAAACGGACCACCUCCGUCAGCAAGAUGGAGAGGAAGGACAGCACGGCGCCUGAGGAAGAAGAAGAAGAGGAGAGGCCGGCACUGGUGAACGGACUUGCAGAGCAUAAGGAAGGCACCGCCGACUGGAGGAAGACCGUACCCAGCUACACGCAGCCCGGCAGUGCCAUGGACCUCGGGGCCUGGAGCAUGCUGCCCGGAGACGAGAACCAGGAAAGGCUGCCCAAGAACUGGGAGAUGGCCUACACCGAAACCGGCAUGGUCUACUUCAUAGAUCAUAACACAAAGACUACAACCUGGCUGGACCCUCGGCUGGCGAAGAAAGCUAAACCCCCUGAGAAGUGUGACGAAGGAGAGCUGCCGUACGGCUGGGAGAAGAUCGAGGACCCGCAAUAUGGCACCUACUACGUGGACCACAUCAAUCAGAAGACCCAGUUCGAGAACCCUGUGAUGGAAGCAAAGAAGAAAACCAACCAGGAGACACCCAUGGCGAGCCAGCCAGGAAUAGCACCCUCGGAAGAUGGCUCUCUGAGGAGUUUCACACGUGACCCAUCGCAGCUACACGGGACGAUGUUGCGCACAGCCCUGAGGAAGAGCACACACGGUUUCGGCUUCACCAUCAUCGGCGGAGACAGACCGGACGAGUUCCUGCAGGUGAAGAACGUGCUGAGGGACGGCCCUGCGGCGCAGGACAAGAAGAUCGCCCCUGGGGACGUCAUCGUAGACAUCAAUGGCACAUGUGUGCUCGGUAAAACCCACGCAGACGUGGUGCAGAUGUUCCAGUCAGUCGCCGUGAACCAGUACGUGGACAUGGUGUUAUGCCGAGGCUACCCCCUUCCCGAGGAUGCCGGCGACGAGGCUGCAGGAGAAGGCGCAGCCGCACCACCGGCCGAUCGGCAGGCGCUUGUAACCGACGGGCGACUGGAGGACGCCCCCGAGCUCACGCUGCUGCAGCCGGAGCUGGUGAGCGUGACGCUGGCGAAGGGGCCGAGCGGAUUUGGGUUUGCCAUCGCCGACUGCCCGUUGGGCCAGAAGGUGAAGAUGAUCCUGGACGCUCAGUGGUGCCGCGGCCUGCUCAAAGGCGACGUGAUUAAAGAGAUCAACCGGAAGAACGUGCAAACGCUGAGCCACACGCAGGUGGUGGACAUCCUGAAAGAGCUGCCCCUCGGCUCCGAGGUCAGCGUGCUCGUGCUCAGAGGAGGUCAGACGUCUCCUGUGAAGUCUCUGAAGCCUUGUGCCACGGCAGUGCCAAUGCCAGUGACCCAGAAGCAAGAAACAACCACCAGCACGGACAGUCCGAGUCCUGUUGAGCCUCUUCCCCAGUCGCUACCCACAGCUCCUCCCCAGUCGCUGCCCUUCCCUCCCAACAUGGUACGCUCCAGCUCGCCCAAACUGGACCCGUCUGAACUCUAUCUCAAAUCCAAAGCCAUCCUUGACAGCAAGCCUACCAACACCAAGGAACUGGACGUGUUUAUUAAAAGGAACCAGGAGUCCGGCUUUGGCUUCAGAGUGUUGGGCGGGGAAGGAACAGAUCAGCCUGUGUACAUUGGUGCUAUCGUUCCGCUGGGUGCAGCAGAGAAGGAUGGGCGUCUGCGGGCAGGUGACGAGCUCUUGUGUAUUGAUGGUGUUCCUGUAAAAGGAAAAUCCCACAAGCAGGUCCUGGAGCUGAUGACCAACGCCGCACGCAACGGCCAGGUCAUGCUCACUGUGCGCAGGAAGUUCCUCUACACAGAAGGAAGAGAGGAUGACGGUGGCCAGCCCCAGACAACUCCCCCUCAGGUUAACGGCUCUCCCAGACAUCCUCAUGCAGGCGCUCCCGUUCUGUCCCAGCCCGAGCCGUAUGACGUCACGCUGCAGCGCAAAGACAACGAGGGCUUUGGCUUCGUCAUCCUCACUUCAAAGAACAAACCACCACCAGGAGUAAUUCCUCAUAAGAUCGGACGGAUCAUCAAGGGCAGUCCUACAGAACGCUCCGGAAAGCUUCAAGUGGGUGAUCGAAUCUCAGCCGUCAACGGCCAGUGCAUCGUGGAUCUCUCGCACAACGACAUCGUGCAGCUGAUCAAGCAGGCUGGCAAUACUGUCACCCUCACUGUGCUUUCUGAGGAAGAGCACAGCGGCCCUCCGUCAGCUGCCAGUUCAGCCAAGCAAAGCCCAGUGGCUCAGCACAAAGCCAUGGGACAGCAGCCUGCCAGCCGCGAUGACAGCAAUGCCCCUGAUACGGAGGAGAGAGAAGAGGGUGUGGCCUGGGGUAACUACAGAUCCCUCCCUAAGAAUGAGACGGGCAUCAUGAUCACCUCCGGCCCCAAGCAGGGCUGUUUCCCCGUGGAGCUGGAGAGAGGGCCACGUGGCUUUGGCUUUAGUUUACGGGGAGGGAAGGAGUACAACAUGGGCCUGUUCAUCCUGAGGCUGGCUGAGGACGGCCCAGCGCUGAAGGACGGCAGAAUACAUGUGGGAGAUCAGAUAGUGGAGAUCAAUGGCGAGCCAACCCAAGGCAUCACACACACGCGGGCCAUCGAGCUCAUCCAAGCAGGAGGCACGAAGGUGCUGCUGUUACUGCGGCCAGGCCAGGGCCUGAUUCCUGAUCACAAUGUUAUGGAGAUGGUGACAACUCCACCCGCAAACUAUCCAAAGUACCAUGUACCUGAUGAGCCAUCAAUGCUAAAAGCUUCAUCCUCCCCGUCCCUCUUACCCUCUGACGGCAUGUCAGGCCCUUCUCCUUCUCGCGGUCACCAUCACCAACCCAGAGAACCCAGAACAAGCAAUUCCAGCCCGUCCUUCCGUGACAGCACUCCUAGCCCCCAGAAAUUGGACACUUCACGCACAGAGGUGAAAGAGUGUUCACGUAGCCCGAGGAAAAUGGAAAAGAAGCCUUCUGUUUCUGUGAAAACCAAAAACACCAACGCGAGCACUCAGAGUCUGGAUGUAUACACGGACAGGAAAGCCCAGGGCCAAGGGGACAGAGGUGGACGUUCAGCAAGCCCAAGAAAGAGUCCCAGAAAAGACCAAGAGACAGGCACCAGACAGCCAUCGAAGGGAUAUGAGGAACCACAGAGAUAUUCUGACGGGAAGCAUUUUCAUUUUGGAUCUGGAGGGAACCUGUCCAAAGAGGAAGACCUCGACCUCCGACAGGACAAGGAGACCGGAGAGACGAGGCCCGAGAUCGCGAGAUCGGACAAUGAACGGCGUCACAGAAGGGAGAAGGGGGUCGAGAGGGACGCAGUACCUCAGAGGUCCCAAUCUCAGAUCCUUAAUGACGUGUCAGAAUAUCAGUCUACGACCCUGAACCGCAAAGGCCAUCGAGAACCAAAAGAGGGCAGGUACAGAGGGGGAGCAGGCGAGGAGAGCAAAAGGGAUACGAGGGGAUCGAGCAGCGUUCCACCGGAGACUUCCUGGAAUGGGAACUCCAGCAGCAAGAAGGCUCCCAUCACCCCUGGUCCAUGGAAAGUCCCCAGCUCUGCCAAGAUGCACUCUCAGGUGGAGGGGCUCUGAUGCUUGGUGGAGUUCACCAGAAACACCAGGACAUUUCUGACGGUUCCUCUGAAUCACUGUGUAAUUGAUGCAUAUUUUUUUUUUACCCGACUUGUACAGCAUACUGUAUCUCCACCGACUUUGAGACGACACAUUCAUGCUCACGGUAUUCCAUGUUUUAAAGUGUCCCGGUUGGUGCGUUUUUGGUUCCCCCACCGGUCAUUCUUGUACCGUGCCAAUCAGAGACUCCUGCUGGAAAGACUUGACACAAAUCCUGUUCGGUGUGACCAUUGAAUGCUCUGUUUUUUUUCCGGAAAUGUGAAGGAGUGCUUUUUUAUUUCUUUUGCUUUGUGUUUUUUUUUUUUCCCCUUCAGAUUCAGCGUGUACAGUCUUCUACCUUGUUUGAGAUGCAGUGUGUCCUUAACGCAUCUGUGCAGUUUGCUUCGUCCUCGCACGUAUGGUAUAAUUCAACCAAACGACGCUAACCACGUACACGCUGAAUGAAAGCCAGACGUCGGCUUCGAUUCAUCGUUCGCUGAUUUCUAGACGUGUGAUCAGAGCGCGCACAUAUAUUAUUUAAGCUCAACAUUACAGUGCUCAGCUUUGCAGCGCGUUUUUGAUCAUUUCGAAAGACGGUUCCUACUUUAACUGACCUGAUACUUGUGCUUAAGUAUAUUGUUUACUACACGUGAGCUGAUGAAGAACACUAUGUAAUUUAUUGAAAAAAAAAAAUUUGCAAAAAUCUUAAUAUCUCUGUAAUCAUAUCGAAACAUUGUGCUCCAGAUCCUGAAAGAGCUUCGUUCAUCCCUCCCCGCUUUAGGGUUGCUGGCUCGGUGCACAACGUGCUUAAGGGUAUGUCAUUUUCUCCUCGCUGUAGCUUUUACUAUUAUGCAUUGUGUAUCAUAGAGGAAGAUGUGUAUAUCGAGGUUAACACUAAAUAAAAUAAAUUAACUAAAUGAUUAAAUGAAGGUAAAAUGGGGAUGUGGAGGCCCGGGGUAAAUCAUAUUUUUUCAGACAAUCUAACAUCUAUUUUGUCAUUUCUUUAUAUCUUCAAAAACCAUAUAUGGAUCAAAUGUUUAGUAAUCAGAUAUUAUUAUUAUUGGAAAGCAGAUUGAUGUAAAAUAAGAUCUAUGCUGUUUUAAAGCCAAAAUAUUAUAUAUUACCCGGACGUGAGCGUUUACUGGGAAAUGCACCACUCGUAUUUUUCAUCCGAGCUCCAUCCGGGACAUGGAGAACCAAAACCGUGACAAACCUCUGUACGUCACUCGUGAGAAAAUCGAUGAGUUUUGUUUUUUAAUAAAUGUGGGUCCUUUUUGUUUGUGAAUGUGUCGAUAUAAUAAAAAGAAAAUCACACGUCGGCUUGAAGGUAUGAAGUUUAUCUUCUGUUGAAAAACUCACGUUUUUCAUCCGAAACGCAUCACAGAUCUGAGUGACGUAUUUCAAUAAUACUGAUGGUAUAUCAGAUGUAUUCCAUUCGACUCGUUCAAUAUCAUGCUAGCUGAAUGGAAUAUACCAUGAAAAAAGUCGUUAUUAUUAUUAUUAUGCGUACACGUUGCUUUUGGGCGUUCAACGUGUCUCGAUUUCAAAAUUCUCUCAAAAUCUUCCGUAUUUAAUGACGCAAACCUGGCGGACAUGUUCUGCUUACAAAUUGUCGCAGUCGCUCGCCAGCGCCGAGGUUUUACAUGUAACGCGUAUCUUACGGCAUUUUCGAUUCAGUGCAACGGGUUACUGCAGGCGCCAUCGAAGAACAGAGAAAUGGUUCUGCGUGCGCGUAGCAGAAAACUUUCUCACUGAAUAUUCGCAUCAGCGCCGACGUGUGACGUCAUGUCGUCUUGACAACCAUGCAAUAUCGUAAACCGUAUUCAAACCGUACUCUUUCUCCGUUGGGUAGACUGACGUAAUACGCGUACGAUAAGCGACAUGCUGACAAUAUUGCAUGCUAUCAAACCAAAUGAACGAAACCCGCUAGAAGAGCAUGUUUUUAUUUCAUGGAAAAAGUGUCCUGUAUGGAUAAUAAUUCCUGAUAUUUCACUCCGAUUACGUCACUCGCAGUGUUUUCCCUCUGACUAGACGUGCACUGUUAAAAUGGCGACCCGGUUCAAAAUUAAAAUUCUUUUGAUUAAUUUGUAUAUAUAUAUAUUUUUUGUGUGUGCGUGUGUAGAUGCGUCCAUAUAAUAUAAAGAACGUUACACGGUGGCGUGAAGAUAUGAAGUUUUUCGUGUUGAAAAUAUUUUCACUCGUUUGCUGCGCUCAUUCGUGAAUAUGUUCACCGCUCGAAGAUAAACUUCAUAUCUUUGCACACAGCUGUUAUUUAAAAAAAUAUAUAUGUAUCGCUGAUUUGGUGGUGUGCAUCUACGUGGGUUUUGCAUUACAGUUCAGACUUUAUCUUUCCCAUUCGACCCUUAGAGUACGCACGUCCCACAGUCCACUGCGCCCGCGGGAACUUCCAGUGGCCACGCCCAGGCUGCUGAUAACGGUACACAAACCAAUAUUGGGUGAUAUAAUCGGUUUCGAUGUUCAAAUAUCAGACGUUCAAAUAUUAUUUCAGGUUUAUUUUAUGUGGUCUUACAGAUUUUUUUUUUUCAAGAUUAAAGGAACAGUCCACCGU
Messenger RNA from Neoarius graeffei (lesser salmon catfish), 7537 nucleotides. It is a transcript of the gene magi3a, whose product is annotated as membrane associated guanylate kinase, WW and PDZ domain containing 3a. Gene Ontology annotation, cellular component: cytoplasm. The coding region runs from base 799 to 4950 and encodes 1383 amino acids. The transcript has 21 exons. Gene Ontology annotation, biological process: signal transduction. Gene Ontology annotation, molecular function: protein binding. Lineage: Eukaryota; Metazoa; Chordata; Actinopteri; Siluriformes; Ariidae. The record is from RefSeq and is a predicted model, not a curated record.